AUGUUACCAAAAACACAAAGCAAGAUAGAAAGUGAGUCAAGUGAUUCAGCUCAAGCUAUAAGUAUCAUGACAAUAGGACGAAGAGAGUCUCGGGAUGCUUUACUUUCUGUUGAUAACUACCAAAGUGUAACUAAUGAAAACACGACUGAGUCUAUGAUAACUUUAAUUGGCGCUUUAAAGCCAAGGCCUGAUGUGACAGUUCACCCAACUGAAAACUCUACCUGUUGUCUAUUUCCUUUUUCGCUCAAUCAACAAAGUAACUGUAGUAUAUUUUAG
This is a messenger RNA of Blepharisma stoltei, 276 nucleotides long. NCBI's taxonomy places the organism in Eukaryota, Ciliophora, Heterotrichea, Heterotrichida, Blepharismidae. The record is from the annotation of a GenBank genome assembly.